AUGAGUGCUGCUGCCAUGCAAUCCAGGUUCCGUUUGAAUCCUCAGCCACCUUAUAGCCAGAAAAUGUCGGAGACUCGCAGUGAGAUACGUCGCAUCAUAAGGGAGGCCCUCCAAAACAUCACGGGGGAUCGCAUGGCAAGUAUGCGCUGGCCCUCUUACUGGAAGGACAUUGUCCAGCGAUACCACGUCAUGAUCGUGGGUUGGCCCGAAGAAGUUCCAUUCAAGAACUUGAGCCAGGUCUCCAACCUCGCAAAGCUCGAGAUUCUCCUGCGCAAAUGGCAGAACAACGAGACGCGUUUUCGCCGCAUUACUGACGCAGAAUUGACGGUGCUGAGCACGGAGCGGGAAGCGAGGAUUGAGGCGGGGACGGAGAUCGACGAAGGAGGCGAUGAAGAGGCUGAGGAGGAAGAGGUCCCACAGGAGGGUUCUUCGAGCAAUGUGGGUUCUUAG
Molecule: messenger RNA, 450 nt
Organism: Sparassis crispa
Lineage: Eukaryota; Fungi; Basidiomycota; Agaricomycetes; Polyporales; Sparassidaceae
Exons: 2
Coding region: 1-450 (149 amino acids)
Source: RefSeq, a predicted model, not a curated record